AAUCAAUCAAAACCAUACUGUGUACUGUAUAUAUCAUGGCUCUCGCAGAUAAACGCUACAAACUCAACACCGGGGCAGAGAUCCCAGCACUCGGACUAGGAACAUGGCAAUCCACCCCCGAGGAAACCCAACGCGCAGUCUACCACGCCAUCAAAGUCGGAUACCGCCACAUCGACACCGCACUCGCCUACUCCAACGAAGUCGACGUCGGCAAAGGGAUCAAAGCCGCCAUUGACGAUGGCCUGGUCAAACGCGAAGACCUAUUCGUCACCACGAAAUUAUGGUGCGUCUACGCAAAUCGUGUCGAGGAAGGUCUGGAUACGAGUCUGAAAGCCUUGGGGUUGGAUUAUGUGGAUUUGUAUUUGGUGCAUUGGCCUGUUAGGAUGAAUGAGAAUGGAAAUCACCCUCUCUUCCCCAAACUCCCCGACGGUACCCGCGACAUCAUCCACAGCCACAACCAUAUCUCCACCUGGAAAGCAAUGGAAAAACUCCCAUCAACAGGCAAAGUCAAGGCUGUCGGAGUCUCAAACUACAGCGUGCCGUACUUAAAAGCCCUUCUCGCCGAAGCAAGUAUUGUACCGGCUGCAAACCAGAUUGAGAAUCACCCCCAACUAGCACAGCAAGAAAUUGUGGAUUUUUGUCAGGAAAAGGGCAUCCUGAUUGAAGCUUAUAGUCCCCUGGGAUCGACGGGGAGUCCGUUGUUUACGGCUGAGCCGGUGGUGGAGAUUGCGAAGAAGAUGGGUGUGAGUCCUGCGACGGUUUUGUUGAGUUGGCAUUUGGCCCGUGGCUCUGUCGUUCUUGCUAAGUCGAUUAACCCCGAUCGUAUUACUGCGAAUAGGGAAUUGGUUGAUUUGGAUGCUGAGGAUGUUGUGUUGCUUCAGAAAUAUGCCGACGAUCUCAAGGCCAGUGGGAAGUCGAAGAGAUAUGUUGCGCCGCCAUUUGGAGUUGAUAUGGGAUUUCCGGAUAAGUGGUAGUAAAUAGUAGAUCGACUCGGUAGAUAAAUACACGGAUAAAUAAGUACCACAUACGUACUGUACGCAAUAACAGUGAUGAAAGAUAAAAUCAAGUAUGAGUG
Molecule: messenger RNA, 1075 nt
Organism: Talaromyces stipitatus ATCC 10500
Lineage: Eukaryota; Fungi; Ascomycota; Eurotiomycetes; Eurotiales; Trichocomaceae
Product: glycerol dehydrogenase, putative
Exons: 4
Coding region: 36-974 (312 amino acids)
Cellular component (GO): cytosol
Molecular function (GO): aldose reductase (NADPH) activity
Source: RefSeq, a predicted model, not a curated record